AUGAAUAUGGGUCAAGAGCAUUCGUCUGAAAAUAAGGAGAAACUUCAUAACACGGAUCAAGAAUUCACCAAUAUUCAAGAAGUCAUUCCGGAUCAUGGGGACAGAAGUUUCGAGAAGGUGAUGGAGAAGGAAUGCUGUGGAGGUCAAAAGUCGUGCGAGCAGAAGAGCACAGGAAAGAUAAAUCCUAAACCUUGUGUUUGA
This is a messenger RNA of Caenorhabditis briggsae, 201 nucleotides long. The transcript has a single exon. The record is from RefSeq and is a predicted model, not a curated record. Bases 1 to 201 code for a protein of 66 amino acids. NCBI's taxonomy places the organism in Eukaryota, Metazoa, Nematoda, Chromadorea, Rhabditida, Rhabditidae.